This is a messenger RNA of Brassica oleracea var. oleracea, 1232 nucleotides long. RefSeq names its product zinc finger BED domain-containing protein DAYSLEEPER-like. The record is from RefSeq and is a predicted model, not a curated record. The transcript is spliced from 2 exons. Bases 107 to 832 code for a protein of 241 amino acids. NCBI's taxonomy places the organism in Eukaryota, Viridiplantae, Streptophyta, Magnoliopsida, Brassicales, Brassicaceae.
CUCAUCUCCAUCUACCGUAUCUCAUCUCGUCACAUGUCGUAUCUCGUCACCUAAGAGGCUCGAUCUCAUCUCCAUCUUCUCGAUCGUUAUAUUCGUUUGUCUAAAAAUGAUGAACAAUGAUGAAGAGUGUCUUCCAAGUGGUGUUGGUGGACCCAAUGGUGGACAAUCAUCAACAAGUGCAUCACAAUAUAUUCUUGUAAGUUCCACUCAUUCAAAAAGAACUAAAAGAUCAACUGGAUGGGACCUCUUUACAAUAGGAAAAGAUGAGAAUGGUCAAGAGAGAGCUUAUUGUAAGAAGUGCCCAAAUAACUAUUUGUGGUUUAGAACUAGUGUAACUUCUAACUUAAAACGCCACGCUGAGAAAUGCUCACAGGGAUUAGAUGGUGAAAGAGAAGAGAGGAAGAUUGAUGAUAAAGUUGCUAGGGAAAAAUUCAGUCGAGUCAUUAUCCGACAUAACCUUCCUUUCCUUGCUGUUGAAUAUGAGGAACUUAGGGAUUAUCUAAGUUAUUUAAACCAAGAUUAUAAGUGUUACACUAGGAACACUGCUGCAGUCGACGUGGUUAAAACUUGGGAGAAAGAGAAGCAAAAGUUAAAGUCUGAGUUAGAAAAUAUUCCUAGUAGGAUAUGUUUAACCUCUGACUGUUGGACUGCUUCAGUCUCAGGAGAUGGAUAUAUAGUCUUGACUGCACAUUAUGUAGACGAGAAGUGGGUAUUGCAUAGCAAAAUUUUGUCAUUUUGUGAUUUGCUUCCUCCACACACUGGUGAUGUUUUAGCUAGUAAAGUUCAUGAAUGCUUGAAGGAGUGGGGAAUUGAGAAAAAGUGUUCACUUUGACAUUAGAUAAUGCCACAGCUAACGAUUCUAAGCAAGAGAUUUUGAAGGAUAGGCUAAAUUUGGAUGAUAAUCUGUUGUGUAAAGGAGAAUUUUUUCACGUGCGGUGCUGUGCUCACAUCUUAAACCUGAUAGUACAAGAUGCUUUAGAUGGUAUUAGUGGUUCAUUGUCUAAGAUUCGAGAUACUGUGAAGUAUUUCAAAGCUUCAACAGCUAGAAGGAUUGCACUCUCAGAUUGCAUAGAAGGUGAUGAAGAAGCUGUCUUCUCUUUGGAUGUUCAGCAUAGAUGGAACUCAACUUAUUUAAUGCUUGAGAAAGCUUUGAGGUAUGAGCGUGCCUUAAAUAGGUUCAAAGUGGUUGAUAAAAGCUAUAGGCAUUGUCCCUCGAGUCAAGAAUGGAAGAG